AUGGUGAGAGAACUUUUUGUGAUGGCCAGAGAACAUGCCCCAUCUAUCAUCUUCAUGGAUGAAACUGAUAGCAUUGGAUCUGCUCGUAUGGAAUCUGGGAGUGGAAAUGGGGACAGUGAAGUUCAGAGAACUAUGCUGGAACUUCUCAACCAACUGGAUGGAUUUGAGGCAUCUAAUAAGUUAAAAGUAUUGAUGACUACCAAUAGAAUUGAGAUUCUGGACCAAGCUCUUCUAAGGCCUGGAAGAAUUGAUAGGAAAAUCGAGUUCCCAAAUCCUAAUGAAGAUUCUCGGUUUGGCAUAUUGAAGAUCCACUCGAGGAAAAUUAAUUUAAUGAGAGGGAUUGAUUUCAAGAAGAUUACUGAGAAGAUGAGUGGUGCAUCUGGUGCUGAAUUGAAGGCUGUUUGCACUGAAGCAGGUAUGUUUGCUCUGAGAGAAAGGAGGGUCCACGUAACUCAGGAGGACUUUGAGAUGUCCGUAGCAAAGAUUAUGAAGAAGGAAACAGAGAAAAACGCGUCUCUGAGAAAGCUUUGGUCCAUCACUUGUACAGAAUCUUCAAUCUUGACCCUUGAUCAAGAUGAUGAUGGCACGAAUAAAGAAAAGUCACAAGCUCCAUGUAAUAUGCCAUCAUCUCAGCCCUCAGAUCAUAAUCAGAUAAGUGGAAAGCUUGCAGCCAUUAGAUCACCUCAUGACGUGUGCAUGAAAACAAGCAAGCAUGCAGCUGUGAGGAAGAGGGAGAGUCGUUUUACCUCUAUUGUACCAGUUGGCUUUUUCCCUUUUAGAUAA
Striga hermonthica is the source of this 783-nucleotide messenger RNA. Lineage: Eukaryota; Viridiplantae; Streptophyta; Magnoliopsida; Lamiales; Orobanchaceae. The record is from the annotation of a GenBank genome assembly.